Molecule: messenger RNA, 1158 nt
Organism: Blepharisma stoltei
Lineage: Eukaryota; Ciliophora; Heterotrichea; Heterotrichida; Blepharismidae
Source: the annotation of a GenBank genome assembly
AUGAAAGUUGCCGAUAAGGUUACCAGUGUUGGUCGCGGAGAAUAUAAGUUCAGCAAGCUUCCUCAGCAUGGCAAUAUCAUUGCAGAGUACAUCUGGAUAGGAGGCAGAGGCCUUGACAUCCGCUCUAAAAGCAGGACUCUUGAAAUCCCUAAGGUCAACUCAUUAGACGAUCUCCCAGACUGGAAUUACGAUGGUUCUUCUACUUUCCAAGCUGAUGGUCAUGACAGUGAAAUCCUUCUCAGGCCAAGAGUAUUUUUCCCAGAUCCUUUCAGAUUAGGAAACAACGUUUUAGUACUGUGUGAUACGUGGAAGCCAGACGGAAGCCCUACUAACACCAAUUUCCGCACAGACUGCUUAAAAGUGAUGACCUCAGUAGCUGAUGAAGAGCCUUGGUUUGGGUUUGAACAGGAAUACGUCCUUUACCGUAAUGAUUGUUACCCUCAUAGACCUCUAGGGUUCCCUGACGGCGGCUAUCCAGCACCACAAGGGCCUUAUUAUUGCAGCGUUGGUGGAGGUUGUGCAUUUGGAAGACAAAUAAUGGAAGCUCACUAUAGGUGUUGCUUGUACUCAGGAAUCAAAAUUUCUGGCACAAAUAGUGAAGUGUUCCCUGGACAAUGGGAAUUCCAGAUAGGUCCACUAACUGGAAUUGACCUUGGUGACCACGUCUGGAUGGCGCGAUACCUAUUAUUAAGAGUUGCAGAGCAUUUCGGGACUUCCGUCAACUGGGAAUGCAAACCGGUUAUCGGGGAAUGGAACGGAUCUGGCUGCCAUGCUAAUUUUUCAACCAAAUCUACUAGAGCUGAAGGAGGAAUGGAUGUGAUUCAUAGAUACAUCGAAAAAUUAAGAGAAAAGCACUCAUACUGCAUUGACGGAUAUGGAAAAGACAACGCAAAAAGACUAUCAGGGACCUGCGAGACCUCAAAUAUCAACACUUUCAGCUUUGGAGUUGCUGACCGUGGAGCAUCUAUCAGAAUACCAAGAGCUACUGCAUCUAGUGGCAGAGGUUAUCUUGAAGACAGAAGACCAGCUUCUAACUCAGACCCAUAUGUAGUUUCUGCAUUAUUGGCUGACGUUGCCAUUCUUGAUGGAGCUGGCACUCAGGAGCUUCAUGAUAGAUACAUGGCUUUCCUUAAUUCAGUUCGCCCAAUAAUCAUUUAA